Messenger RNA from Coregonus clupeaformis (lake whitefish), 2796 nucleotides. Its product is annotated as extensin-like. The transcript has a single exon. The coding region runs from base 1 to 2796 and encodes 931 amino acids. NCBI's taxonomy places the organism in Eukaryota, Metazoa, Chordata, Actinopteri, Salmoniformes, Salmonidae. The record is from RefSeq and is a predicted model, not a curated record.
AUGUGUGUGAACUCUUUCCCAUUCGCCUCCACUAGGCCUUCUGACAGCAUCAAAACCCCCAUCCAGAGGAUGCCUCCCCAUCAACCAUCCAGAGGAUGCCUCCCCACCAACCAUCCAGAGGAUGCCUCCCCCACCAUCCAGAGGAUGUCUCCCCCACCAUCCAGAGGAUGCCUCCCCACCAACCAUCCAGAGGAUGCCUCCCCACCAUCCAGAGGAUGCCUCCCCCACCAUCCAGAGGAUGCCUCCCCCACCAUCCAGAGGAUGCCUCCCCCACCAUCCAGAGGAUGCCUCCCCCACCAUCCAGAGGAUGCCUCCCCCACCAUCCAGAGGAUGCCUCCCCACCAUCCAGAGGAUGCCUCCCCACCAUCCAGAGGAUGCCUCCCCACCAUCCAGAGGGAUGCCUCCCCCACCAUCCAGAGGAUGUCUCCCCCACCAUCCAGAGGAUGCCUCCCCCCACCAUCCAGAGGAUGUCUCCCCCACCAUCCAGAGGAUGCCUCCCCCACCAUCCAGAGGAUGCCUCCCCCACCAUCCAGAGGAUGUCUCCCCCACCAUCCAGAGGAUGUCUCCCCACCAACCAUCCAGAGGAUGCCUCCCCACCAACCAUCCAGAGGAUGUCUCCCCCACCAUCCAGAGGAUGCCUCCCCACCAACCAUCCAGAGGAUGUCUCCCCCACCAUCCAGAGGAUGCCUCCCCCACCAUCCAGAGGAUGCCUCCCCCACCAUCCAGAGGAUGCCUCCCCACCAACCAGAGGAUGCCUCCCCCACCAUCCAGAGGAUGCCUCCCCCCACCAUCCAGAGGAUGUCUCCCCCACCAUCCAGAGGAUGUCUCCCCCACCAUCCAGAGGAUGCCUCCCCCACCAUCCAGAGGAUGUCUCCCCCACCAUCCAGAGGAUGUCUCCCCCACCAUCCAGAGGAUGUCUCCCCCACCAUCCAGAAUAUGCCUCCCCCCACCAUCCAGAGGAUGUCUCCCCCACCAUCCAGAGGAUGUCUCCCCCCACCAUCCAGAGGAUGCCUCCCCCACCAUCCAGAGGAUGCCUCCCCCACCAUCCAGAGGAUGCCUCCCCCACCAUCCAGAGGAUGUCUCCCCACCAUCCAGAGGAUGCCUCCCCCACCAUCCAGAGGAUGCCUCCCCCACCAUCCAGAGGAUGUCUCCCCCACCAUCCAGAGGAUGCCUCCCCCACCAUCCAGAGGAUGUCUCCCCACCAACCAUCCAGAGGAUGCCUCCCCACCAACCAUCCAGAGGAUGUCUCCCCCACCAUCCAGAGGAUGCCUCCCCACCAACCAUCCAGAGGAUGUCUCCCCCACCAUCCAGAGGAUGCCUCCCCCACCAUCCAGAGGAUGCCUCCCCCCACCAUCCAGAGGAUGCCUCCCCCACCAUCCAGAGGAUGCCUCCCCACCAACCAGAGGAUGCCUCCCCCACCAUCCAGAGGAUGCCUCCCCCACCAUCCAGAGGAUGUCUCCCCCACCAUCCAGAGGAUGUCUCCCCCACCAUCCAGAGGAUGCCUCCCCCACCAUCCAGAGGAUGUCUCCCCCACCAUCCAGAGGAUGUCUCCCCCACCAUCCAGAGGAUGCCUCCCCCACCAUCCAGAAUAUGCCUCCCCCACCAUCCAGAGGAUGUCUCCCCCACCAUCCAGAGGAUGUCUCCCCCACCAUCCAGAGGAUGCCUCCCCCACCAUCCAGAGGAUGUCUCCCCCACCAUCCAGAGGAUGCCUCCCCCACCAUCCAGAGGAUGCCUCCCCCCACCAUCCAGAGGAUGUCUCCCCCACCAUCCAGAGGAUGUCUCCCCACCAACCAUCCAGAGGAUGUCUCCCCACCAUCCAGAGGAUGCCUCCCCCACCAUCCAGAGGAUGCCUCCCCCACCAUCCAGAGGAUGUCUCCCCACCAACCAUCCAGAGGAUGCCUCCCCACCAACCAUCCAGAGGAUGUCUCCCCCACCAUCCAGAGGAUGCCUCCCCCCACCAUCCAGAGGAUGCCUCCCCCACCAUCCAGAGGAUGCCUCCCCCACCAACCAGAGGAUGCCUCCCCCACCAUCCAGAGGAUGCCUCCCCACCAACCAUCCAGAGGAUGCCUCCCCACCAACCAUCCAGAGGAUGUCUCCCCCACCAUCCAGAGGAUGCCUCCCCCACCAUCCAGAGGAUGCCUCCCCACCAACCAUCCAGAGGAUGUCUCCCCCACCAUCCAGAGGAUGCCUCCCCACCAACCAUCCAGAGGAUGUCUCCCCCACCAUCCAGAGGAUGCCUCCCCACCAACCAUCCAGAGGAUGUCUCCCCCACCAUCCAGAGGAUGCCUCCCCCACCAUCUAGAGGAUGCCUCCCCCACCAUCCAGAGGAUGUCUCCCCACCAACCAUCCAGAGGAUGCCUCCCCACCAACCAUCCAGAGGAUGUCUCCCCCACCAUCCAGAGGAUGCCUCCCCCACCAUCCAGAGGAUGCCUCCCCCACCAUCCAGAGGAUGCCUCCCCACCAACCAGAGGAUGCCUCCCCCACCAUCCAGAGGAUGCCUCCCCACUAACCAUCCAGAGGAUGCCUCCCCACCAACCAUCCAGAGGAUGUCUCCCCCACCAUCCAGAGGAUGCCUCCCCACCAACCAUCCAGAGGAUGUCUCCCCCACCAUCCAGAGGAUGCCUCCCCACCAACCAUCCAGAGGAUGUCUCCCCCCACCAUCCAGAGGAUGCCUCCCACCAACCAUCCAGAGGAUGCCUCCCCCACCAACCAUCCAGAGGAUGCCUCCCCACCAACCAUCCAGAGGAUGCCUCCCCCACCAUCCAGAGGAUGCCUCCCCACCAACCAUCCAGAUGA